This is a messenger RNA of Ctenopharyngodon idella (grass carp), 2785 nucleotides long. It is a transcript of the gene nkrf, whose product is annotated as NFKB repressing factor. Gene Ontology annotation, cellular component: nucleoplasm; nucleolus. Gene Ontology annotation, molecular function: nucleic acid binding. The coding region runs from base 84 to 2657 and encodes 857 amino acids. The record is from RefSeq and is a predicted model, not a curated record. Lineage: Eukaryota; Metazoa; Chordata; Actinopteri; Cypriniformes; Xenocyprididae. The transcript is spliced from 3 exons.
UGCAGACCUGGCAACCCUGCCCAGCCUGCACUGUGCGCACUACGUUGUUUCCGGUUAGCUGCUCGCUAUCAUUAGACACCGGGAUGAUCAGACACCAUUCAACGGGCCCGCGUGUUUCAAGUAAACCCGCUGGUCUGCGCGAUUCGACUUGUAAUAUCGAUGAUUAUCGUCAGCAGUUUGAGAGUGAUAAGCAGUGGUCCGCCAGACGUCAGUUCAUAUUGAAACACGCUGCGGAGUACGAGGAAAAUGCUCUUGAUAAGCUACUGGCCCUGUCGAUGGUGUGGGUUAACCAUGUUUUCCUGGGAUGCAGGUAUGGCUCCCAACUAAUGCAGAAGGUGCUUGAGAUGGCAGAAGGGAUUGAUGUUGGUGAAAUGCCCUCAUAUGAACUAGUUCCGAAUGCUGAAUCAAAAAAGAGACCACAUUCAUCUGAUGGAAGUGAAGAUCCCACAAGGAAGAUGCCUGUGUCAAAAUUCACUUCCAGACCUCGAUUUGAGCCAGUGCACUUUGUGAGUGGUGGGAACAGCGGCAGUGGAAUUGGAGAAACUGACGAAAAAGAAAAUGAGAAGGAGCGCAGGAGGGGCGAGAUGAAUGAAGUAAAACCGAGGGAACAAGAUCAUCAGCCGUAUAAUGGUAACCAUGGCAAUGGCCCUUCUUCCUCCUCUGGCUCCCUUGAGAUAGGGAGGUGCGAUUAUGAUUCUUGGCCUGAGCACAGAAGCAAGGACGUGGCCGUGGGCGUCACAAGUGGGCUUGGCUAUGGCAGCAGAGGGUCUGCCGCGAACUUCAUGUGCAAAGUGCAGCAGGAGUACACUGCUAAAUAUGAGGCUCAUAAUGCCAAACAGUCAGAAUCAUUCUCACAGGCAGGCAGAGUUAAGGAAUACCGAGGUGCUGGACGGUCUGGAGCCGUGGUUAGCGGGCAGUGUGGACUGGGAUUUGGACAUCAGGAUAGGCCAACCUCCAGCAAGGCUUUCAGCAGGGCAUACGAUGGUCCAAGCAGAGGCGGCUCUGGCCUUCUCCCUACACCCUCUCGGCCGACUUCUAUACCCGCAGCAAUAAUUGACGAAAAACAGAGGCUUAUUGCCAGAGUAUCGUCUGCCGUUGCCAUCACCCUCAGAGAUCCUGCGUUCAUGAGUGGACCUGAUGGCCCAAAUUACAAUUUCAUACUUAGCCGCAGCAUUCAGGCCUGCAAGACAAACCCAGAGUACAUCUAUGUCAAUUUAAGAGAUAUUCCACCUGCUGACCUUCCUAAGAACAGAAAAGUGCCCACUGAAGGAUAUGCUUGUGAACUUAGGUUUCAGUGUGUGUACCUUGCCACGGGGUACUCUGGGAGCAAAAACGGUGCCAGAGACCGAGCGUCAGAACUGGCUGUCAAGCUGUUCAUGAGGCCGGUGGAAGUCCGAGUCUUACAACGGCAGUACAAGCGUACUUGCGUCAAUGACAUGGUGGUGUGCCAAGUUAACACUCCAAACCCAACCCUCCCCCCACCUCUGCGCAACCCAGAGGACAAGCCGUCCCCUAGUACCAAGGGCCAGUAUGAGCCUGACCAAAGCAAACACUGGACAGAAUUUGUAAUUAUGGAGAAUGCACAUGAUGCCAUCUGUAUACUCAACAACUCAGCUGCGUUCAACCGCAUGAAAGUUGAUUACACUUUUGACCCGGUUCCCAACAACAAUUUAUGGCUCUGUAGUGUGUACUUGCAGGGUGAGCUGGUGGCGCAAGCCAGAGGGACCAAGAAGAGCUCGAAACACGCAGCGGCAGAGGAGGCGGUGAGGAAGUUGCGAAUGAACCAGACUGCUCGCCAACAAGAGCAGCAGCAGCAGCAUUUCUCUGGAGGGAACCACACUUCAGGCCAGCCCGGUAGUUGGUACACCCAGCAAAGCAGCAAGAAAGCACUGCUGGGUGAAUUGGUCAUUCUUGAAAACUCUGAUAACGCUAUUUGUAUAAUAAAUGACACUGCUCAAUUUAAUAAAGUGCUUGCUGACUACAAGUUCACGGUUCUGCCGGACCAUAGCUGGCAGUGUGAAGUUUACCUAGAUGGUAAGUAUGUGGCUACAGGUGUUGGGCCCAAAAAGACAGUGAAGCAUAUUGCAGCAGAGGAAGCCCUUGCCACACUUCGACGCACACAGGCUGUAGUGAAAUCCAACCUUAGGAAGGAGGGCCAUGUGGAUGCAAUUUCCCGAAAUCAAAUCAUGGCUCGUUCUAGCGAGGAAUCCAUGCAACAGGAGAUCAAGGAAGACAACAUUGGUAACCAGCUACUCCGUAAGAUGGGCUGGACGGGUGGUGGUUUGGGUAGAGAAGGAGAGGGCAUUGCUGAGCCCAUCAGAGUCAAAGAGCAGUUUACCAGGGAAGGACUCGGUAUGGACAUGGACAGGCAAGGUAAUCAGCUGACUAAGCAUGAUAUUGAGAAAAUCAUUCAGAAUUAUGCGAGUUCAGACCGUCAAGAUGAUCUGCGCUUCUCUACGGAGCUCAACAAUGAAGAGCGCCGGCACAUCCACCAGAUAUCCCACAAGUACGGGCUGCGCAGCAAAUCGUACGGACAGGGCCGACAACGCUUUCUUGUGGUUAGCCGCAGAGUCCAGAAGGAACAGCUGAUUGGUCAGCUUUUGCAGGAAGGACAGGUGGGACGAUAUGAACUGGUGAAACCUCAGCCUUCACAAUGACUGGGUUCAACAGGCUUUUGAAAAUCCAACAGAUGACUAUUAAUAAAAGCUACAGUUUUACUUGUUUUUACUUGUUUUCCUGUUAAUUUGUUUCCAAAGAGUGUAAUAAAAAAAUUUAAAAAAAGGAA